CUCACCUUCUAGACCUUUCAUUCCCAUGACCCCAAUGAUAAAUACCCUCUUCGGCCUCUAAAUAUUUCCACGUUCUUUGUCAAUAGCAUAGGGCCAACUGGGUGUGACAUUCUAUAUAUGAAGUGAAGGGCAAGGCUUGAUUAACCACUUGGUUUUGAUGGUUGGUUAGAGUUGAAGUUGAUUGUCACAAUGGAAGCUCGUGGAGAAGGGUCCAUGUCUUACUAUAACGUUCUUGGUGUUAGUUCGGAUUCUGAUGUGGAAGAGAUAAAACGUGCUUAUAGGAAACUUGCUUUGCAAUGGCAUCCCGAUAGGUGGACAAGAACUCCUUCUUUGUUGGCUGAGGCCAAACGCAAAUUCCAGCAAAUUCAAGAAGCUUAUUCAGUGUUGUCUGACCAUAAGAAAAGGACUAUCUAUGAUGCGGGCUUGUAUGAUCCUCAAGAGGAAGAGGAUGAGGGCUUUUCUGAUUUUGUGGAAGAAAUGUUGUCUCUUAUGGCUCAAGUGAGGACAGAGGGGAAGCAUUACGGUUUGGAAGAGUUGCAGGGCAUGUUGAUGGAAAUGGCUAAAGGAUUCGAGUGUGAGGUACCCUCUGUGAUUGAUGAAUCUCAGUGUUUUAAGAGAAGUCGUUUUGACACAACCAUGAUGGAGAAUAAAGGGUCACAUUUUCAAGUACCUGGUUUUAGCAUCUAUGAAUCGAGGGGUUAUUGCAACUAACAUUGAUAUGAUUCCAUAAAGUUAGAAAUCAGCAAAGAACUAUUUUUUUUUUUAAGGAGAUGACGUGUCCUCAUCAAACAUGGAAGGAAUGAUAAUAUGCAAGCAAUUCGGGACAGGAUUUUCAUAAAAUUUUCUGUAGUGUUGAGCAGAAGAAUGGUGGUAAUGAAUUUUGGUAUGGUGUUAAAUUAGUGAAAAUUUUCUGUAUUAUGUACAUAUUCCUUCUAUGGUAUGGUGUUAAAUUAGUGUUGAGCACAGAACUUGUAACACUUCGAACAUUUUUAACAUGCAUUAUGUACAUAUUCCUUCUAUGCUAUGGUGUGGUGUGAUAAAUUAGUGAAAUUUUUCUA
Cajanus cajan (pigeon pea) is the source of this 1058-nucleotide messenger RNA. RefSeq lists its product as uncharacterized. The record is from RefSeq and is a predicted model, not a curated record. Lineage: Eukaryota; Viridiplantae; Streptophyta; Magnoliopsida; Fabales; Fabaceae.